UUGAGCACAUAGUGCUGUUGUUCCGUCCUGCUGAAUGGUCUGCGACAGCCAAUUUUCUGUGGUUUUUCAAUUUCACACCAGUUUAUGUGCAGGUAAUUUCAGUCACUUUGGACGCUGAGAUGGGAAUACACUGCAGUACUUCUCCAAAGAUCAUAGACUGUCUGUACGACACCGCCAGCCAUGCAGGCCUGGUUCCUGAUGCCUCCCUGGAUGCCUCACUGGCCUCUCUGCUGUCCUUGAACUCUUCUUGGGCUCUGGAGCAGCAGUACACCACCCUGCAGGGCAGUAUGACCCGGCAGCAGAGGUCUGCCUUCAACCAUGACCUCCAAACUCUCUUCGGAAGAAACACAACGGUGAGUUAUGGAGGAGUGGGUAUUGUUGCACUUGCCCUCUCAGUUCUGUUUGAGAUGCUAGCCCAUCACCAGACCACUAAGUUGAGCUUGCGGAUCCCUGAGGCCCGCUCCACUCCUCCAAACCCCAUACGCAGAAUGUUUGGGGCUGACGCGGGAUCGGACAUCAGCUCCAUUGCCAGCGAGUUUCUCAAACAGAUUCCCGGCGCAGCCAAUGACCAGGACCAGAUGGCGGCACUGUUGAAGAGCUACGAGACAAAGCUGCGAUUGGAGCUGAUGGACUUCUAUGGAAGGAUGGUGUCAUUGGAGAGGAGCGCUCUCAGCUCUAUCGGGGUGAAGCAGUGGAUGAAUGGAGCUGCUCUCCACAUCCACACCUUGAUCCACUGGCAGCGUCUGACCGACCCAUCAGCCGGAGAAGUCUUAAGUCUGGACUACCUAAAUCGUGUUGACCCUCUACUCAAGACAUACAGAGAGUAUCUGCUCAAAACGGUGAAAGUGUUUCCGGCCUUGACCCCCGGCCCUAGUGGGUUGCUGAUAGUGGAGCUUCUGAGAAACGUAAGCCACGGGGUUCACCACAGGGCCUGUGAACGGAAGGCCAUCCAGCGGACUUUGGCGGAACGCUUCUUGUCAGACCAGAACCUGCAGAAGGGAAAGGAGUUCUUCCAGAACUCCCACAAGCACCAUGAUGCUCUGAUAGCGCAGCAAGAGAACUUUAAGCUGAGAAUGGUUUGAGAACAAUUAAGACUGACUGUUAAUUAUGAUCCGACCCUAAGUUGUUAACUGUAUAGAUUAAGUUACUGGCUGGCACUGUUCACCACCCCAAAAUUCCAAAUAAUGGGUAGUUACCUCACACAGCAUUUUGCUACUUGAGAGAACUUAUUUUAUUUAGCAGACCAGAUGUAGACAAGAGGGCAUUUUAUUGAAUAGCAUGCAAGUUCAGCCAUAUUUAAAAAGACUUCACAGAGAAAGAGUCUGCAUGUAACUUGUAAAUGUAAGUUACAGAAGAUACUGUGUUGCUGUAACCUCCAGUGUGUGCCAAGCAUGUAAUUAAAAUGGAGACGAAAAAACAUGA
This is a messenger RNA of Dicentrarchus labrax (European seabass), 1422 nucleotides long. RefSeq lists its product as uncharacterized. The coding region runs from base 120 to 1082 and encodes 320 amino acids. The transcript is spliced from 6 exons. NCBI's taxonomy places the organism in Eukaryota, Metazoa, Chordata, Actinopteri, Moronidae. The record is from RefSeq and is a predicted model, not a curated record.